AGAAGCCUCCCUCCCUCCCUCUUUGCCCGGUACAACGACGGUUAAAUCUGAUCAAAUGUUUAAUAAUAAUCGCGUUUGGAGAGAAUAAAUCGGUUUAUCUUUAAAUCCUGAGAGAAACACAAAAACAUGAUGACCACAAGAGACUCCAGUAGCCAUCAAAAGACUUCCAGUACACCUGAUACGAACACCAGUUCAACACCAAAGAAGAAAAAUCUUCACACUUGCUCAGAAUGUAGAAAGAGUUUUGCCUCCCAGAGUAAACUCCAAAUCCACCAGCGCAUUCACACAGGAGAGAAGCCGUAUCAGUGCUCGCAGUGUGGGAAGAGGUUUAAUUGCAAGAGUCCUCUCCGAAGACACUACCGUAUUCACACAGGAGAGAAGCCAUUUCAGUGCUCGCAGUGUGGGAAGAGUUUUAAUUGCAAGACGACUCUCCGAAGACACCAGCACAUUCACACAGGAGAGAAGCCGUUUCAUUGCUCGCAUUGUGAGAAGAGUUUUACUCGACUGAGUAUUUUACACGAACACCAACGAAUUCACACAGGAGAGAAACCAUUUAUGUGUUUACAGUGUGGGAGAAGUUUUACUCAGCGGGGCAAUCUCAGAACACAUCAACGGCUUCACACAGGAGAGAAGCCGUAUCACUGCUCACAGUGUGGGGAGAGAUUUAAACACAAGACAACUCUUCAGGAACACCAGACUGUUCACUCAGGAGAGAAGCUGUAUUACUGCUCACAGUGUGGGAAGAGUUUUAAUCGUGAGAGUCAUUUUCAAAUACACCAGAACAUUCAUACUGGACAGAAGCCGUAUCGGUGUUCGCAAUGUGGAAAGAGCUUUGCUAGACCGACUACUCUCCGAAAUCACAAGCGCAUUCACACAGGACAGAAGCCCUAUCACUGCAACAUUUGUGGGAAGAGUUUUAGUUCCCAGAGUAAACUACAAAUCCACCAGCGCAUUCACACAGGAGAGAAGCCGUAUCACUGUUCACAGUGUGGGAAGAGCUUUGCUCACCGAACUGCUUUCCGAAACCACCAGCGCAUUCACAUCAGACAGAAGCCAUAUCAGUGUUUACAGUGUGGAAAGAGCUUUGCUUUACUGGAUACUCUCCAAAGACAUGAGCGCAUUCACACAGGAGAGAAGCCGUAUCAUUGCUCAGCUUGUGGAAAGAGUUUCAGUCAAAUAGGUAAUCUCCGAACACACCAGCGUGUUCACACUGGGCAGAAACCGUAUCACUGUUUACAGUGUGGAAAGAGCUUUGCUCUAUUGGGUACCCUCCAAAGACACGAACGCAUUCACACAGGAGAGAAGCCCUAUUACUGUUCAGAUUGUGGAAGGAGUUUCAGUCAAUUAGGUAAUCUCAGAAACCACCAGCACACACAUGCUGAACAGAAGCCGCAUCACUGUUUACAGUGUGGAAAGAGCUUUGCCCUGUUGGAUGCUCUCCGAAGGCAUGAGCGCAUUCACACAGGUGAUAAGCCGCAUCAAUGCUCAGAUUGUGGAAAGAGUUUCAAUAAAACAAGUGCUCUUCGAAGACACCAGCGCAUUCACACGGGGGAGAAGCCGUAUCAGUGUUCAGAUUGUGGAAAGCGUUUCAAUCAAAUGGGUAAUCUCCGAACACACCAGCACACUCACACUGGAGAGAAGCCGUAUCACUGCUCAGAUUGUGGAAAGAGUUUCAGUAAAACAAGUGCUUUCCGAAGACAUGAGCGCAUUCACACAGGACAGAAUAUGGAGUGAUAUCACUGUCUUUUAUAUGAGAGAGCAGAUACAAGGUUAAACCGAGCAAAACUGACUUGAGGAAAGUGAGCAAAAAUGGCAAUGAGAAGAGUGCAGAAAAAACACUGAAUCUUUGAAACGCAGCAUACCAGAGAUAAGUGUGCUUGCUUCUCAUAACCAAGUGCUUGACACAUUGUCUCCUGCACAUUUCUCAGUUUUCUGCUGACUUCUGAAAGUGCAGUAGUGUUUUUUUUUUUUUCUGGGCUUUCUUCAUUACUGUUUUUUGCUCAGUUUCUUUAAUUCUGAACGCUUGUAUUGUCUGUUUUGCUUGGUUUAACCUUGUAUCCGCACUCUCAUAUAAAAGACAGUGAUAUAACACCAUAAGAGAAGCUUCAUCACUGCUCCCAGUGUGGGAAGUGUUUCUCUGACUCCAGUAAUUUGAAACUAAAUGCAUACAAGAGAAACCAUUUAUUUGCUUGCAGUGUAGGAGAAGAUUUACCUUCCAGGGUCAUCUAAAACUGGUUCAUAGUUAUCUAUGGUUGGUUGAAGAGAGCAACUGGACUUGCUUGAAGAUUCUUGAAAACGUUUCGUCUCUCAUCCUAAAGGCUGUAUGAGAGGACUUCCAGAAAACUGGCAUCUUAGCCAGAGAGGAUCGUUCAUUUUUGUCAACCUGGAACGACCAUCACUGAACAGAGGUGGGUGUCUAUGACAUCUUUUAUCAGCCACCUACAAUGCAGCCAUCAGCAUUCUGAUUCGGAUUCUAUGAUGAUCCAUGAGAGGAUAAAUACUGGAUACUCCCUAUUAGUCAGACAGAACUGAGGAAGCCUUUAGGAUGAGAGGCGAAACGUUUUC
Messenger RNA from Neoarius graeffei (lesser salmon catfish), 2565 nucleotides. Its product is annotated as zinc finger protein 658B-like. Lineage: Eukaryota; Metazoa; Chordata; Actinopteri; Siluriformes; Ariidae. The record is from RefSeq and is a predicted model, not a curated record. The transcript is spliced from 4 exons. Gene Ontology annotation, biological process: regulation of transcription by RNA polymerase II. The coding region runs from base 127 to 1734 and encodes 535 amino acids. Gene Ontology annotation, molecular function: DNA-binding transcription factor activity, RNA polymerase II-specific; RNA polymerase II cis-regulatory region sequence-specific DNA binding.